This is a messenger RNA of Neomonachus schauinslandi (Hawaiian monk seal), 2486 nucleotides long. It is a transcript of the gene MAP9, whose product is annotated as microtubule associated protein 9. Gene Ontology annotation, cellular component: astral microtubule. Gene Ontology annotation, biological process: regulation of mitotic cytokinesis; mitotic spindle assembly; mitotic cytokinesis. Gene Ontology annotation, molecular function: microtubule binding. The record is from RefSeq and is a predicted model, not a curated record. NCBI's taxonomy places the organism in Eukaryota, Metazoa, Chordata, Mammalia, Carnivora, Phocidae. The transcript has 14 exons. The coding region runs from base 164 to 2101 and encodes 645 amino acids.
GGCCCAGGUCCCGGCGAGAGACUCCUGCCGGAGGCCAGGGGCUCAGUCCUUAAGGUAGCGGGAGCCCAUCGAGGAUCGGCUGAGACACCAUCAGAGUUUGAAUUAUUCCAAUUAUUUAUUAGCUGUUUUAUAAAGGUAAAGAGUAAAAAACAAAAAAAACACUAUGUCUGAUGAAGUUUUUAGCACAACUUUGGCUUAUACAAAGAGUCCAAAAGUCACCAAAAGGACUACUUUCCAGGAUGAGCUAAUAAAAGCAAUUACAGCUCGCUCAGCCAGGCAGAGGAGUUCCGAAUACUCAGAUGACUUUGACAGUGAUGACGUUGUUUCCUUAGGUGAUUUUUCUGACACCUCAGUAGAUGAAAAUUCAGAGAAGAAAAAAAUGAAUGAUUUCCAUUUAUCAGAUGAUGAAGAAAAGAAUUCUCCAAAACUGUCUUUUUUGAAAACCAAGAAAUCAAACAGUGACAUAAUGAAAGAUGAGCCAGUAUUCUCCACCAAAAAUGAUGAGGAAAUGGCACCUGAUGGUUGUGGAGCCAUGGUUGGAACUCCCUUAUCUGAAUCUCAAAAUAAAGACCAGGAAGUUGAAAAAGACAAAAUUAAAAUGAAACCUAAACCCAGAAUUCUUCCAGUCAAAAGCACAUCUUCAGAAAGCAGCAGGGGCCUUGAAGCAAACAACCCCUUUAAGCCUUCACCUCGGCCCCGGGGCAUGUUGAAGAAACACAGCCCUGGGGACGUGAAAGAGGGGCUAGGAGAAGAUAAGACAACUGUCCUCCAUGAACAAUUGGAGGCACACUCUGCACCGCCCCCCCUUCCAAAGCUAAGUGACAGUCAACUAGAAGCUGAGAAAAAAUCAUUCUCCGGAACCCUCGAUCCAGAGGAUCCAUGUCUGACAAGUUUAUCAUCAUCAUCCCUUAAAGAAAGUCUUGGAGAUUCCUUUUCACCAGGAUCUGGGGGGAAAGCAUCCGUAAAAGGUCAGAAUGAAGAACUCCCUGAAAACCACAUGAAAUCAAAUGAAAAUGAAGAGAAUUCAUUUUUGAUAGACUUUGUUACUACUCCAACUGAGAAAUCCCAGGAAAGUCAAGUGAUUACUGAUGACCUUGAAGAAGAAAAGGAGAAAGCUGAACUGAUUAUGAAUGACUUAACAGUUGAUCCACCACUAUCGAAAUCUCAGAGUAUCUUAAUAUCUACUGACACAACUGAAUCUUCAAAGAAAACCAUUGAAGACAGAAAUAUGAAGAAUAAAAAGUCAACAAAUAAUAGAGCAUCCAGUGCAUCUGGCAGGUUAAUGACCUCUGAAUUUUUAAAGAAAUCUAGCUCUAUAAGGAGACCUCCAUCAACAACCACCUCUUCUCACUAUUUAGGGACUUUGAAAGUCUUGGAUCAAAAGCCUUCACAGAAACAGAAUGUAGAACCUGAAAGAGCAGACAGCAUAAGGGCAGUUGUUUACCAGGAGUGGUUAUUAAAGAAAAAUGUGUAUUUACAUGAAAUGCACAGAAUUAAAAGGAUCGAAAGUGAAAACUUAAGGAUCCAAAAUGAACAGAAAAGAGCUGCUAAGAGAGAAGAAGCGUUAGCAUCCUUUGAGGCCUGGAAGGCUAUGAAAGAAAAGGAAGCAAAGAAAAUAGCUGCCCAAAAAAGGCUUGAGGCAAAAAACAAGAAGAGAACAGAGGAAGAAAAUGCCGUGAGAAAGGGAGAAGCGCUGCAGGCCUUUGAACGAUGGAAGGAGAAAAAAAUGGAAUAUCUUAGAGAGAAAAAUAAGAAGGAGAGAGAAUAUGAAAGAGCAAAGAAGCAGAAAGAGGAGGAAACGAUUGCUGAGAAAAGGAAAGAUAACCUAACCGCAGUUGAGAAAUGGAAUGAAAAGAAGGACACUUUUUUCAAAGAAAAGGAGAAAGAGAAAAUAAAUGAGAAAAGAAGAGAAGAACUGAAAAGAGCAGAGAAAAAAGAUAAAGAUAAGCAAGCUAUUGAUGAAUAUGAAAAAUGGCUGGAAAAGAAAGAAAGGCAGGAAAGAAUUGAACGAAAACAAAAGAAGCGUCAUUCCUUUCUUGAAAAUGAGGCACUUCCUCCCUGGAGCCCUCCAAGCAGAACUGUGUUCUCAAAAGUGUUUUGAUGAUUCUCAUUUUUACAUUAUUUAGUUAUUUAUCAGUUCACCAUUUUAGCCACUAUUUAUUCAAUUAGUUAUAGUUAGAAGAGUCUAUUUUAAUUAAAUGCCAGCCAUUUCCACUGGCAAUGGAAAAGAUGCUUUGGAGUUUCAUCAGUGAAUGAUUGAAAGCAUUUUUUUGGACUGUAGGUAAACUGCCUCAAAUGAGAAAGUAGUAAUCAGAUUGCUCUUACCAUUCUAAUGACUCUUUAUCAUGUCCUCACAGUCCUCACAAUCAGAUGAUCCAUGGUCACUUUCUCUAAGCUGUGCAUUGUAUUUAAGUGUGUUUAUUCCCCAGAAUGAAAAGGAAACCAUCUAGGUACUAUAAUCAUUGAAAUAAUUGAAUCUCUGAAUG